Messenger RNA from Vigna angularis (adzuki bean), 2254 nucleotides. RefSeq names its product protein LONG AFTER FAR-RED 3. The transcript has 17 exons. Gene Ontology annotation, molecular function: hydrolase activity, acting on carbon-nitrogen (but not peptide) bonds. The record is from RefSeq and is a predicted model, not a curated record. Bases 75 to 2048 code for a protein of 657 amino acids. NCBI's taxonomy places the organism in Eukaryota, Viridiplantae, Streptophyta, Magnoliopsida, Fabales, Fabaceae.
UUGUGGUUGGUAAGACAAUAGUGGAAUGAGUAACAGAGAGAAGAAGAGGAAGAGAAAGUCUGGUUUUGUUUCUGAUGGACUUUCUUCUCAUUCACUUGUUUCUAUUUGUUCCAAUCCUUUUCUUCUUCACCUUUCUGUCUCUCCCUUUUCCAUUCCCAACCUAUUUUUGGGCUUGGAAGUCACAGUUGUCUCACCCCGUGGCUGAUUUGGUUUUGAGGAAUGGGGUGAUAUAUACUAGUGAUGAUUCUCUCCCAUUUGCAGAGUCUAUGGCGGUGGCCAAUGGGAGGGUUCUUCGUGUUGGAAACCAUUCAUUUGUCAAGGAGUUGGAGGGAUAUGGAACUCAAGUUUUGGAUCUUGGUGGGAAGGUUGUGGUUCCUGGGUUCAUUGAUUCCCAUGUGCAUUUCAUUCCUGGUGGAUUACAGAUGAUGCAGGUGGAGCUGAGAGGUGUUAGUAAAAAGGAAGAAUUUGUCAGAAGGAUCAAAGAUGCAGCACAAAGCUCAAAACAAGGUUCCUGGAUUUUGGGUGGUGGAUGGAACAAUGAUCUAUGGAAAGGAGAUCUGCCUGCUGCCUCUUGGAUUGAUGAUAUUACUCCUAAUAAUCCUGUUUGGCUUUCAAGAGUAGAUGGCCACAUGGGCUUGGCUAAUUCAGUGGCACUAAAGUUGGCUGGGAUUACAAAUGUAACAGAUGAUCCAAUGGGGGGGAUCAUAGUGAGGGCUGCUAAUGGAGUCGCCGUCAUCGCUGAGUUUCAGUUUCAAAUGACGACCACACGGUUUUGUUCGUCUCGACUAGGCGACCACCGUGACAUCAAGAUCGCCGCCAUCGUAGGUCAGAUGUGCCCUCACGCAUCAGUGACAGGUUUGCUCAGCGUUUUUCUUCCAGCCACACGUGGCGGCGCAUGUGUCGUUCUCCCGGUGUCGUUGACUUGGACUGGGGUUCUUGACUCAGGUGCCACAAAUCACAUUAUUGAACCUACUGGAGUACUAAUUGAUCUUGCUGGGACGCUUAUUACCUCACUGAUUCCAGAGGAUUCAGUAGAUGAUAGAAGGGAAGCAUUGCUUAGAGCAAGCAGUCUUGCCCUAACAAGGGGGGUGACCACGGUUGUUGAUAUGGGAAGAUAUUAUCCUGGCUUUUCACCUGAACUUUCUUGGGAUGAUUUUUCAGAUGUUUAUCAAUGGGCUAAUUCUAUGUCAAAAAUGAAAAUUAGAGUAUGUUUAUUUUUUUCAAUGGAGACAAGGUUACGCUUGGUGGAUUUGAUUAACAAAGUUGGCCAUACCUUGAGCGAAUGGAUUUAUAUUGGUGGUGUUAAAGCUUUUGCUGAUGGGUCUUUGGGUUCCAAUAGUGCAUUGCUUUAUGAGCCAUAUGUUGAUGAGCCAGACAACUAUGGUUUACAAGUGACUGAACCUGAAGGACUUCUCAACAUGACCUUGGAGUCUGAUUUAUAUGGUCUACAGGUCGCUAUUCAUGCUAUAGGAGACAAAACAAAUGACCUUAUCUUGGACCUAUAUCGUUCAGUAGCUUCUGCAAAUGGUAUGAGAGAUCGAAGAUUCAGGAUUGAGCAUGCCCAGCAGUUGGCAGCCGGAACUCCUGGCCGAUUUGGUAAACAAAGGGUUGUUGCUUCCAUGCAGCCAGAUCAAUUGUUGGAUGAUGCUGACUCUACUAGCAAAAAGCUUGGCAAGGAUAGGGCAGACACAGAAUCAUAUUUGUUUCGAUCACUCUUAAAUAACAAUGCAUUAGUGGCAUUUGGUUCUGACUGGCCGGUGGUAGACAUCAAUCCCUUAAGUGGCAUUAAGACAGCGAUGAAGAGGAAGCCUCCCACUUGGAAAAGUGCAUGGAUUCCAUCCGAAUGCAUUUCACUAGAUGAUGCAAUAAAGGCUUACACCAUUUCUGCUGCUCAUGCAAGCUUCCUUGACAAAGAUCUUGGGUCCUUAUCUCCAGGGAAACUGGCAGAUUUUGUCAUAUUGUCCACUGAUUCAUGGCAAGACUUUGCUGAAGAUGCAUCUGCAUCUAUUGAGCAAACAUAUGUUUCUGGUGUGAGAGCAUAUCCUUGAAGCCUUUCCAUUCAGUUAGAUGAUACAUUUUUGGUUAAAUUAAAAAGAUAAUCACUGUUUUCAUUUCAGUCCUAUAUGAAAAAACUCUACAUUUUAGUUGAUACAGUAAAAUAUGCUUAAGAACUAGUUUGUCAACAUUAUAAUGGUGUUAGAUUUGUUUCUUAAUCUUACUCUUGAUAACAUUUGGUUAGUUCCUUCAUGAAAAA